UCAUUUCCUUUUUUUUCUGCCUGCGAGGAUACAAAUACCAUUUCUAAAUUCUAGUUCUAACCCGCUACCCCCUGUUCUCACUUCCCAGCGCCAGCGGACGCGGCCUCCGCGGAAUCCCAGCUCCCGGAUUCGCAUGAUUUACAUGAAUUGCUCUGUUCUCUGGACUCCCUGUUGUCACAGAGAGUAAUUGCCACCGCGAAUUCCAUCAAGCUCCGGGAAAAUUCGGCUCUUUGUUAGCUAGAUUUUCGGCUGGUUCAAAGCAGCAUCAGCUGUAGCGGGGAUGCGAGGAGUACAGCGGGGUGCUCGCGGGGAGGCGUCCCGGAAGGCGGACCGCGAGUUGGACCGGUUCGCCAUGGCCAACGAGGUGUUCCACAUCACUAGGGCCAGGUCGGAGCCCUGUCACCGGACUCGCGGUGCGGCUUCCGCCCGCCGGAGGAGGCCCUUCUCGACUUUCGGGCUCGUGUCGGCGAGGGAGUCUGGCCGCACGGGCGGCGCCGGGUUCUCGCCGGCCGAUCGCGCCUAUGUUGGCAGCAGGCACAUCCCCACGAAAGGGCCGUGGGGCGUCGACGAAGUGGAUAGCGAGGCCUACGUCUCGCAGUUCUCUGCUGAUGGGUCGUUGCUCGUCGCUGGGUUUCGGGGAAGCCGCAUCAGAGUUUACAAUGCCGAUAGAGGGUGGAGGAUUCAUAAGGAUAUAAGCUGCAGAAGUCUGCAGUGGACAGUUUCAGAUAUUGCUCUUUCACCUGAUCAACAAUUCCUUGCCUAUGCAAGUUUGUCGCCUAUUGUUCACAUUGUGAAUGUGCAGAGUUCUGGAAAGGAAUCACAUGCUAAUGUUAAUGAAAUUCAUGAGGGAUUGGCUUUCACCGGCGAUGAACAUGAUGAUGAAGACUUUGGAAUAUUUUCUGUUAAAUUCUCAAAAGAUGGUAAAGAAGUUGUUAUUGGGAACAAUGAAAGAUCAAUAUAUGUUUAUGACCUUGCAGCAAAUAAAGUGUCAGUUCGCAUCCGUGCUCAUACUGCUGAUGUCAAUGCUGUUACCUUCGCUGAUGAAAGCGGCAAUGUGCUGUACUCUGGAAGUGAUGAUAGUCUCUGUAAGGUGUGGGACAGGCGUUGCCUUGCUGGGGAAAAAUCAGCAGGUAUUUUGACAGGUCACUUAGAUGGAGUUACAUUUAUUGAUAGCCGUGGUGAUGGGCGGUAUUUCAUCUCCAAUUGCAAGGAUCAGAGAAUAAAACUUUGGGACAUCAGGAAAAUGUCUUCUGUCGUGAGAGUUCGCCCGGUGAGAAUAGUGGACUGGGACUAUAGGUGGAUGCCAUUCCCAUCAGAAGCACAUCAUUUUAAGCAUCCAAACGAUCAGUCUUUGGCCACAUACAGAGGUCAUUCAGUUCUGCAAACACUUAUCCGUUGCUACUUCUCCCCUAUGCACAGCACGGGCCAGAGGUACAUAUACACAGGAUCCAGUGACAAGUCUGUACAUAUUUAUGAUGUGGUAAGCGGGAAGACCGUUGAGAGGCUUUCAUGGCAUAGCUCAGUCAUCAGAGACUGCACCUGGCAUCCGUGCUACCCAACCCUCAUCACCUCCUCCUGGGACGGUUAUGUUGCCCGGUGGGAGGCCUCAGGCGAUGACGAUGACCCUUCAAUGCUUGUCGCCGAUGAGCAGAGGGCAAGCCCUUACUUUCAGCCAUACGGCGAUCCCUUCAUGAUGUAGAGAAGCUUGGUGCUGAGAGUUGGGAAGCAAGAUGAUGUCUUCCUGCACAGAGCGUAGACCAAAUGGCGGUGAACAUGGAGUUUGCUUUGUAGUUUCAGAUUCAGAUCUCAACUGGGUAAUGUGUACACUGUACAGUGCCGUUUGACAAGUAUAGUCGUGCAAUAAUGUCAGCUUGGUAAAUACAUGGGGCCCUUCAUGGGAAAGAAAAUGUGCAAUAAUGUUGUCUUGGUAAA
Messenger RNA from Panicum hallii, 1932 nucleotides. Its product is annotated as LEC14B homolog. The record is from RefSeq and is a predicted model, not a curated record. The coding region runs from base 281 to 1699 and encodes 472 amino acids. Gene Ontology annotation, biological process: proteasome-mediated ubiquitin-dependent protein catabolic process. Gene Ontology annotation, molecular function: protein binding. Lineage: Eukaryota; Viridiplantae; Streptophyta; Magnoliopsida; Poales; Poaceae. Gene Ontology annotation, cellular component: Cul4-RING E3 ubiquitin ligase complex. The transcript has 10 exons.